Messenger RNA from Macrobrachium nipponense, 1126 nucleotides. RefSeq lists its product as uncharacterized. Bases 24 to 878 code for a protein of 284 amino acids. The transcript is spliced from 2 exons. The record is from RefSeq and is a predicted model, not a curated record. NCBI's taxonomy places the organism in Eukaryota, Metazoa, Arthropoda, Malacostraca, Decapoda, Palaemonidae.
ACUCUGACACUCUACGAGGAACGAUGAUCCUUCAGGUAUUUACUCUGUCAAUCAUUUGGACUUCGAGCAUAUCGUCAGUAUCGGGAAAUGAAUAUGAAUACAGUAAUGAAGUGGAUACCGACGCCCUCGGCCCUUACGAAAAUAUGGUCGCUGCCACGAAUGCCAUCCUUCCGGAGCUAGCCGACGUCUUCGACAAGAUUAGUUAUGACAAGAGGCUCAACAUCGACCCCUUCAGCCCGGAGGGCAUCCGUGACGCAAUCAUGGCGUUCUUGCCCAUCUCUCGGAGUGUUCUAUUGGCAGCUGCUCAAGCAGAGGGAAGAAGGGUCACCCAAGAUGACCUUGACCGGCUGGCAACGGUGGAAAAUGAAUUGCCGUUGGCUUUUGACUACAUCAGUUCACUGAAGAGUCUUCGACAUUAUUCGCCCGGGUCCGGCCCAGCAUUAUACCACACGAAAGAUGACGUUGGCACUGUCCCAAGCGCUGCCAAAACUGUCAACGUCAGUCCCGAGAAAUUGCAGACUUCCCAUCGAGUUGCUCCUCUCGCCUCUGCUGAUGCCACUGCCCCCAAGGGCUACGAACCCACCCACGAAUUUCAUCGUAUUCCGAGUGACAGGAAAGUCGCAUCACCCCAAACUCAGCGACCUUCUUCGUCUUCCACGAGACCCAGUGGAAGGAAUACCGCGAGCAACUUGAAUCCAGCUCCCUCAAAUGGAAACGUCUUCUUCGGCAAGAGCGCUGUCGAAUUGCUACCGACCUUCAACGCCAGAGUUCUCCGUGGUGCCACCGAGCCGGAGAGCCAGGAACCUCUCAAACCGCCAGGCAGCAGUACUUUCAUCAAGAUGCCAUUCAGCCAGGCCGUUUUCAUCCGUCACUCUUAGGGAAAGAUAGUGGAAGCUAAUAUUUAGCAGUGUUAACAAAACCGGGAUUUUCGCUCCCAGGUUCUGUUUAAAUAACUUUUGUAAAUAUGUUGUCCGUUGACUGUUUUGAGAGAUUUAACUACACAAAACUUCUCUUACUUGCCUAUUACAAAACUUCUUUUACUUGCAUUCCUCAUUGUUGCUCAAAUUCAAUUAUUCACAAAACAAUGCACAGUAAAAGAAACAAUAAAUAUAAACAAUUCUCAAAA